AUGGAAGAUGCAUCAUCUUAUACUCCAACAUAUGCAGAAAUAGUCUUUUCGGACGCUAAAGCAACUUCAUCAGCAACUUCACAGUUUUCAACGCCGGACAUUAACUCCGUCAUCGAUGAACUCGUCGUACUACUUGGUCGUGAUGAAGCUAUUAGGUCUCUGUGCUCCCAAGCAGUGAAAAGAGAGUCAAUUGGACGGGAGCGGUUGAAGAAAAAUUUGCGGCGUCUAUUGAAGCUCUAUGCUACUGAGUUAAAAAGCGCUGCGAAAGGAUUCCUUCAGAAUCUAGCUGCUCAAUUUGUGCUGUCUCACUCGCGGUAUAUCUCAGCUGGUAUUAUAACAUUGUCUGAACUGGCAUAUCAACCCUCACAGGAAGAGACCUCCGCCUUCUUCGUCGAGACGCGACAAGCGAAGGUGAAAGAACUUCUGCAGAGAAUCAACGAGUCCGACUCAGAAGAUGAUGAGGAUACUGGACCGUCUCUUGAUACCUUAGAAGGCGUACAUGAAUUUUUGAUUUCCGGCCCGGCAUUCGAUCAUUUGCGAGAAAAUAUCUGGCACUUUGUCAAUGGACAACCAAUCAUCAGUGUUCAACAUGCAACAAUGAGUCAACUUAAUCACUCAAGAUUUUCUCAGAAGAAUGCUCACGAUAACCAAGAGGAACGAAUUUCCCGUCGUCAGCACCUCAAAUAUGAUACGCAGGUUGCGCAUAUCAUGCGGCCUACUCUCUUUCCGUGGGUGACGACUCUCAAGCGGCAGAUACAGCGAUGGGCGCGGCCCCAAGUCAAGGAAGGCCUCCGACGUUUUGAGUGGAACUGUACAUGCGGAAAAGAAUUAUACCGCGAUUUCGAUCAAAACAUCGACCCCGAAACCCUUCGUGAUUUCCACCAUAUCUUUGAGCAACAGAAAUCCUUCGUUAGAGCAGAUGCCACAGGAGAGCAAAAGCCUACUGAGGAGACUGUACCUGAUCGAUCAGAUAAUCAACCGCACACCACCAAGAUGCCGACCCUUAGGCAUACCAGCAACAGUCUUCAGCUGAGUCCGCAGGUAGGAUGCAAAACAUCGCCAACAAGACAAGGCCAGCCAAUCAAGCCGAAAUAUCUGGAGUUGUGCAUAAAUACGGGGCAGUAUUCCACCAGUCUGGGAGAAAUCGACCUGAGUCAUGUAAAGAGCGACGGCGAGCUUUUUAUCAAAAUUCGAGAACGAUAUCGUGAAAUGCGUCCCUUCCGUCUACGAAGGAUUUUUUCUAAGCCUGUCGAUGUCCAUUUUGUCCGUUUUUGCCUACAGCGGACGUAUCAAGUUGGUAUCCACGGUAAACCUAUGGAAAUGCCACCGGAGGAAGAGGUGAGGAAGAAUCACUAUGAGUUCAACUGCCCCCUCCCUCCUCCUAUGGGACCGCGAGAGUUUCUACAUUACUUUUACUUCUGUGAGGCGGGUGCACAUCCGCACUCGACUUAUUUAGAACGACUUCCCAAGAAAUUGGAAACGAGCAUGUAUCAGCUCCAGCCAGAAGGGUUAACAUUCGGGUGGGGGAUACAUAUCAUUGAAGGCCCCAACAAGGCAAUAUUGAGUUGGGCGUGUUGCUUGAUUUUGUUGUCAAGCUUCGUGGUAUCGGUGACAUAUGCGGUCGUAAUGAAGACACAGGAGCAAGGAUUUGGCAUCGGUCAGUGGAUGGUGGCUGUUCUGUGCGCUGCCCUAUCUGCGCUGUACUACCAGUGGGAAGACAUCUGA
Talaromyces amestolkiae is the source of this 1725-nucleotide messenger RNA. RefSeq lists its product as uncharacterized. Bases 1 to 1725 code for a protein of 574 amino acids. The transcript has 4 exons. The record is from RefSeq and is a predicted model, not a curated record. Lineage: Eukaryota; Fungi; Ascomycota; Eurotiomycetes; Eurotiales; Trichocomaceae.